Messenger RNA from Colletotrichum gloeosporioides, 1128 nucleotides. RefSeq lists its product as uncharacterized. The record is from RefSeq and is a predicted model, not a curated record. The transcript is spliced from 2 exons. Gene Ontology annotation, molecular function: oxidoreductase activity, acting on NAD(P)H. The coding region runs from base 1 to 1128 and encodes 375 amino acids. NCBI's taxonomy places the organism in Eukaryota, Fungi, Ascomycota, Sordariomycetes, Glomerellales, Glomerellaceae.
AUGGAGAUCGAAAUCCCAGCAAUUCACCCGGCGGUCGCCGUCAGAGCUCCCCGCGAGCCACUCGUUCUCAUCGAUGCACCGACGUAUCCACCCGAUGCCGGCGAAGUCAUUGUCAAGGUCGAAUGGACCUCAUCAACACCUUACCACCUGCACCAGGCCGACGGAGGAUUGCUGAUCGACAUGUUUCCCCGCAUUCUUGGCGACACCUUCGCAGGGACGGUGCUUAUGGUUGGCCCUGGCCCGCAUCAUGUCGAUCUCGAGGUUGGCGACAAAGUUCUGGGAUACUCAUUCCGCGACGUCAAGGAUGGCAAAGAGAAGGCUGCGCAGACACUCAUCACGGUUCCGACAUUUUUACUUGGUAAGAUGCCGCAAGGCUUGACCAUGCAGGAGGCCGUCACCGUUCCCGACAACAUUGUCACCGUUUUCCAGGCCGCUGUCAUGGAUCUCGGCCUGCCGCUGCCGUGGCCUAUUCCCGAAGGGUGGACCCCUCCGGAGGCCGACGCGCCGAUUUUGCUUUGGGGCGGGGCCGGGUCCGUGGGAAUGUACUCCAUCGAAGUCUUCCGGCAUUGGGGAUACAAGAACCUCGUCGUCGUCUCGAGCAAGAAACACCACGAGUAUUUGAAGUCCCUUGGCGCCACCGUCUGUUUCGAUUACCGAGACAAGCACGUGGUCGAUGAAAUUCGAGAGUACCUUGGGCCGCAAGGUGUGCCUUACGUGAUCGACUGCAUCGGACACUUGACGGGGUCAUUACGGCACAUCACAAAACUGGCGGACAAGGGCACCAAAGUUGCUGUGAUGCUGCCGGUGGUCAUCAGCGACCCGACAGAAAUUCAAGCACCUGUCUAUCAGAUGACGGAGCCAGCCGAAGGGCAGUGGAAGGAGGGAGUCAUUGUGAAGGGUGUUCGAACGCAUUUUUAUCUCAAGAAUCAACUCUUCAAAGACAAGAUGCAAUGCGAGAUCAUUCCGGCGUUACUCGAGCAGAAGGUCGUGCGGCCGAACCCUCAGAGGAUAGUGGAAGGCGAGACACUACUGGAAAGAGCACAGGAUGCGAUAGUGUUACUGAGAAACAAGGCAGUUAGUGGUGAGAGACUGGUCUGGCGAGUAUCUGAAGAUGAUGCGGUAGUUUAA